AUGGACCAAGGCGAGCCUGGCGACGCAGACAAAAGCAUGCUCUUGCAUUACGCCGCCCCCGCAUCUUCGUGGUCUGAGGCUCUUCCCAUUGGCAACGGGCGGCUGGGAGCUAUGGUCUACGGGCGAACGUCGACCGAGCUGCUCCAACUCAAUGAGAACUCUGUUUGGUAUGGCGGCCCGCAGGACAGAACACCACGCGAUGCGCACAAGAGUUUACCUACUUUGAGACAACUGAUCAGAGAUGAGAAGCACAAGGAUGCAGAAGAUCUUGUGAAAGAGGCGUUCUUUGCCACGCCAUCAAGCAUGAGACACUAUGAGCCACUGGGCCAAUGCAAGAUUGAGUUUAAUCACGAAGAGAGUGAAGUGACCGAUUAUACGCGGUAUCUUGACCUGGAGACUUCCCAAGUCACGACACUUUACAAGCACAACGGUAGAUCAUAUCGCCGCGAUAUAAUUGCCAGCUUCCCGGAUAGUGUACUCGCCAUCCAAGUUCAAGCAUCCGAAAAAAGCCGCCUCGUUAUAAGGUUGAAUCGACUGAGCGAGAACGAGGGAGAGACCAACGAGUACCUCGACAGCAUCUUCGCGCAAGACUCGCGAAUCAUUCUCAACGCAACACCUGGCGGCGCAAACAGUAAUCGUCUGUCUCUCGUUCUUGGAGUUUCAUGUAAGCCAAGCCAUGGGAGUGUUGAGGCGGUUGGAAAUUGUCUGAUUGUAAACGCGACCAAAUGUGUUAUUGCCGUUGGGGCGCAUACCACGUUCAGAAAAGAAGACCCCGAAAGGUCCGCUCUUUUGAAUGUUGAUGAUGCUCUUCAAAAGCCAUGGGAAACCCUCGUCCGUCGCCAUCGAUGCGAUUAUACCAACCUUUUUGGCCGAAUGUCCCUUCGGUUAUACCCUGACGCGAACCACCUACCAACAAAUAAGCGGAUCAUCAGCAACAGAGACCCAGGCCUAGUGGCACUUUAUCACAAUUACGGUCGAUAUCUGCUCAUCUCGUCAAGCCGAAACUCUGAAAAAGCUCUACCGGCAACAUUACAAGGAAUAUGGAACCCUUCCUUUUCACCGCCCUGGGGAUCCAAGUUCACCAUCAACAUCAAUCUCCAAAUGAACUACUGGCCAGCCAUACCAUGCAGUCUAAUCCAGUGUGCUAUACCACUCAUCAGCCUCCUUGAACGCAUGGCGGAAAGAGGCAAGAGAACAGCCAAGAUGAUGUACAACUGCAAAGGAUGGUGCGCUCAUCACAACACUGACAUAUGGGCUGAUACGGACCCCCAAGAUCGGUGGAUGCCUGCUACUAUCUGGCCGCUCGGGGGAGCUUGGUUAUGCACCGAUGUUGUCAGAAUGCUCAUAUAUCAGUACGAGCCCACGCUGCACUGUCGCAUCGCCCCAAUCCUUGAAGGCUGCGUUCAGUUCCUUCUUGACUUUCUGAUUCCAUCAGCUUGCGGCAGAUACUUUGUCACCAACCCAUCCUUGUCCCCCGAAAACAGCUUUGUGUCUCAUUCAGGAGAAACAGGCAUCUUCUGUGAAGGGUCCGUGAUCGACAUGACGAUCGUGCGCAUUGCGUUUGAGAGUUUCCUCUGGAGCAUCAGUAUACUCGACCCCGAUCAUCCACUAAGGGACGAUGUCAUCGCAGCCCUCGAUAAGCUCCCUCCCAUGUCACUCAAUAAGGAUGGGCUCAUACAGGAAUGGGGCUUGAAGAAUCACAAGGAAGCUGAACCUGGACAUCGCCAUGUAUCACAUCUCUUUGGCCUAUAUCCCGAUGACUCUAUCAGUAUGGACUCGUCGCCGCUCCUGAUCAAGGCUGCGAAGAAGGUUCUCGCGAGGAGAGCGGAGCACGGAGGAGGGCAUACAGGCUGGAGCAGGGCAUGGCUAUUGAACUUUCACGCUCGUCUCAGAGACUCGGAGGGUUGUGACAACCACAUGGAUCUGCUGUUGAAAACAUCGACUUUACCAAACAUGUUAGAUAAUCAUCCUCCAUUCCAGAUUGACGGCAACUUUGGCGGAUGUGCUGGGAUCUUAGAGUGUCUGGUCCAAUCUACGCUAAGAUCUGAGCCGUCACGACAGGUCGUCGUGAUACACUUGCUUCCGAGCUUACCGUCAUCUUGGGCAGGUGGGAAGUUGACUCACGUCAGGGCUAUGGGAGGUUGGCUUGUUUCACUCGAGUGGAGGGCAGGCAUGCUCGUAAAGCCUCUAAAGGUGGAAGCAACUGUGAUGCAGGCUCCAGACGCUCUCAUUGUAUUUCCCAACGGGGACAAGGUUUGUGUGUCAAGUAAGAAAGCGGGCCAACAAAGUAUAUGGAAUGAAUAA
Molecule: messenger RNA, 2304 nt
Organism: Fusarium musae
Lineage: Eukaryota; Fungi; Ascomycota; Sordariomycetes; Hypocreales; Nectriaceae
Exons: 1
Coding region: 1-2304 (767 amino acids)
Biological process (GO): carbohydrate metabolic process
Molecular function (GO): alpha-L-fucosidase activity
Source: RefSeq, a predicted model, not a curated record